AUGUGGGUACAGGGUUUACCAUUCAAUAUAUCGUUCUUUAUGUGGAAAGUGUGGAGGGCAAAAUUACCUCUAGAUGACUAUUUGAAGAGAGUGGGAUACUCCAUGCCUUCACGCUGCUGGUGCUGUGUGCAACCAGAGGAAGAAACCUUAGCAUAUCUGUUUUUUUCCUCUUUCGCACCGAACAAAGUUUGGUCCUAUUUCCUAAGGAAUUCUGGAAUAAAUCUGGACGGUAUGUCAAUGCACCAGGCAAUCGUGAAGUGUUGUACAAUCAGAGUUGUACCAAGAUUGAAGCCGAUUUUUCAAGCACUUCCUUCGAUCAUUUUGUGGGAGCUGUGGAAGAGAAGAAACAUCUACAAACAUGGUGAAGCUGUAACGAUAAGAAGGGUGAUAUAUCAAGUAUCCACAGCCAUUCAAUCGCUUGUCAGAUUAAGGAAACCUGGCUUGGUUAACGUUCCUCAAAUUUGGCCAAAUCUGCUGCACAUGAUGGUACACUACACACCACCAUUGAAGGUGACUAAAGUUCUAUGGGAAAUUNCAAAUCUGCUGCACAUGAUGGAACACUACACACCACCAUUGAAGGUUACUAAAGUUCUAUGGGAAAUUCCACCACAAGGAUGGAUCAAAGUCAAUUGUGAUGGGGCAUCGAGAGGAAAUCCGGGCAGGAGCUCAAUUGGAUAUGCACUUCGAGAUGAUGAAGGUAACAUAAAGUAUGCUUGUGGAAAGUUGAUACAUGACACUACAAACAAUGUGGCAGAGGCUUUGGCAAUUGUUGAAGCACUAAAAUAUUGUGAAGAGAAAGGAUUCGCACAAGUUAUUUUGCAAACUGACUCGCUCCUCUUGAAGAAUGCCAUAGAAGGAAUUUGGGUUGUACCUUGUGUAAUUGCAGAAUAUGUAGAAGAUAUCGUACAUGUAAUGACUAGAAUGCAUGUGAAUCUGUCACAUAUUAUGAGAGAGGGGAAUUGCUUGGCUGACCAUUUAGCGAAUCAUGCGAUCGACAUAGGCAACAUCCAAGCACACUGCUUUCAAGAACUGGAUAUAAAAGGCAGGAAAAUUGUCAACAAUGACAAAUUACAAUGUCCAUACCUAAGAGUUAAAGUUGCAAGAUUUUAA
Messenger RNA from Nicotiana tabacum (common tobacco), 1110 nucleotides. The record is from RefSeq and is a predicted model, not a curated record. NCBI's taxonomy places the organism in Eukaryota, Viridiplantae, Streptophyta, Magnoliopsida, Solanales, Solanaceae.